Messenger RNA from Sordaria macrospora k-hell, 1488 nucleotides. Lineage: Eukaryota; Fungi; Ascomycota; Sordariomycetes; Sordariales; Sordariaceae. The record is from RefSeq and is a predicted model, not a curated record.
AUGGCAAGCUUCAACAGCUUUCCCGACAACCCAUACGCCAUGCCAUCCCUCCAAGCACCCGUCGAUCCUUUGUCCGUCAACGGCGGCGAGCUGGAAAAUGUCAAGCCGGUCGGCAAUACAACGCAAAAAAAUGCCAGCGAUGCUGACAACCUCCCCACGAAUCUCUACCCCAGCAUCACCACAGCCAAUCACCCCAACCUUGACCAGUUCGCUUCUUCCCACCUCAUCAACUUCGGAACCACCUUUCUUCCUGACUUGAUUAUCUCCGCAUCCCACCUUUCCCUCUUCACUGCUCCAUCCCCCGGCUCCUCCUCUCCGUACGGCCGAUCGAUAACCGACUGGACUUCCGGCCAAAUGUCAUCCCUACUCGGACACUCGCACCCAGAGAUUGUCUCCGUUAUCCAGUCCCACGCUUCGUCCCUCGACCACCUCUUCUCUGGCAUGCUUUCGCCUCCUGUUGUGAACCUGGCCAAACGGUUGACAAGUGUCCUGCCGGAUGGACUCGAUAGGACUAUGUUCUUGAGUACCGGUGGCGAGUCGAACGAGGCAGCGAUCAAGAUGGCCAAGACGUAUACCGGGAAAUGGGAGGUCGUAGGGCUGGGUGCGAGUUGGCAUGGUGUUACGGCGCAGGCGAGCAGCGUGCAGUACCAUGCUGGACGGAGGGUCGGGUGGCCAUUGGUUCCCGGGGGCAUGGAAGAAGAAGAAUGGGAGUAUGACUGGGAGACAGAAAUGCUCUACGGCUGGAGACUGAUUGACCAACAGUCAUGCGGCUCUCUGGCAGCCGUCAUCGUUGAGCCAAUCCAGUCCUCCGGAGGUAUGCACGUCCUGCCGCCCGGAUACUUGCGCAGGCUCAAGAUCGAGUGCGAAAAGCGGGGGAUGUUGCUCAUCGUCGACGAAGCCCAGACUGGUAUUGGACGCACCGGAGAGAUGAUCGCCGUCAAUCACGAUGGUGUGGUGCCCGACAUCUUGACCUUGUCCAAGACUUUGGGUAACGGGUUGCCGUUGUCAGCCGUCGUCACAAGCCACGCCAUCGCCGACGUUUGUGCGGAGAGGGACUUUCUCUUUUACACCACCCAUGUCAACGACCCUUUGCCUGCCGCUGUGGGUGACAAGGUGUUGGAGAUUGUUGUUCGGGAAGACUUGGUCUCGCACGCUCGACAGAUGGGGGACAUCCUGCACUCCGGGCUCAACCAGCUCAAGAAACGGUAUGCGUGCAUCGGCGACGUUCGAGGUCGAGGGUUGAUGGCGGGCAUGGAGAUUGUCGAGGAUCGAAGAAAAGGGAAAGAACCCGGCCUGGAACUCGCGAAGAAGAUCGGGGAUCGGGCGUACGAACUUGGACUGUGGUGUAAUCUGAGUACGCACCCCAGCUUCGGAGGAACUUUCAGGAUCGCGCCGCCUAUCACUAUUAGCGAGGAACAAGUUCGAGAGGGACUGGGGAUUUUGGAAGAGGCAUUCAGGGGGGUCGAGGGGUCGUUGCCGCUGUACUGA